AUGCGCAACACUUGGCGGUUUGCCGGCCCGCUGCUGUUGCUGCUGUUGCUGCUGGGCUUGACCCCGACUGCCACUCUCGCCCAGGAAACGUGCGACGAAGCCUGCACAUGUUCGGCCAACAUCGCAACUUGUUCGCAAAUUCCGUCAAGUUUGCCCGUCAUCAUCGACUCUUUGAUUCUGGUCGCGAUUUCCGGUGCUUUGGGUUCGGGAGACAUGAAUCAUCUAUCGACGCUUCCUUUGACAUCCCUGCAAUUGUCCAACACUGCUCUGACCACAAUCGCAAGCGACGCCUUCUCCGAUUUUUUCAUUGAAACACUGGUCAUAACAAACAAUCCGAAUCUAUUGACCUUCGAGUCUGGAGUCUUCAACGGUCUUUCGACCCUCACCACACUUACGAUAAGCAAUAUUGGCGUGGGCCUGACCGACCUCAGCAUGGUGGAGUUUUCAACAAUCCCCAAUCUUGAAACGCUGUUUGUGACAAACACCAGAAUCACGCAAAUGCCCUACAGUUUGCUGCAAGAUCUUCCUCAGCUGAAAAGUUUAUCCUUCCGAGACAGCCCGAUGGUCGCAUUCCCGCCCGCACCGACCCCCGACAAUCCAUCGGCACUCGAACAAAUUGACAUGUCCAACACGGCCAUUACGAGCAUCCCCGCCAAUGUGUAUCCUGCCAGUUCUGUACCGAAUCUCCGCCAAUUACUGGUUCAACACUGCGGGUUGCUGACCAGUAUCUCGGCAGAUGCCUUCCAGCUCCCAUCGUCCAUCAAGCUUUUAGAGGUGUCGUACAGCUCCCUCACCGCCGUUUCCGCUUCCGCGUUCUAUGGAUUGGCUGAUCUGACAAUUCUGAGCUUGUUUCAAAACGAAAUCACCAGCCUGGAUGCGGCUGCGUUCUAUGGCUUAUCGCAACUGACUCACCUAAACCUUGGCAACAACGGCGACCUGACUAGCCUUCCGAACGGCCUGUUUUCCCCGUUGGUUGCGUUGAGAGAACUGCACAUUUAUGGCGGCGGAUCCCAGCCUGGAGGCGGAUUGACAGUCAUUCCUGACGGAGCAUUUAAUGCGCUGGGUGCACUCACAGUACUGCAGCUGUAUUCCAAUUCUAUUCUCGGCUUACCGGCUCACAUUUUUGACUAUGCAACAAAUCUUCAAACCCUGCGGCUGGACCAAAAUGAUCUAGAGGCAUUCCCCCAAGGAUUCUUUGACUAUGCAGUUAAUCUUCGAAGCCUGGACGUGAGCGGGAAUGCCAUCACGACGCUGUCCGCCGACGUUUUCAAUCAACUUUCGUCCAUGACCACCCUGAAACUCAACGGAAACAACCUCACAGAGCUGCCUCCGCAGAUUUUCUCUGCCUUGACCAGUCUGACCACGCUGAACCUUCAGGGCAACCAAUUUACCACCCUCCCACCUGGCCUGUUCAUGGGACUGUCUGGGUCGUUAACCGUCAACCUCGACGAUAACGAUUUCAAUGUCGGAGUAGACGGAGCUCCACCGAGUACCUACAUUGACGGUGGUGGUAACGUUUACGAUACGGAAUGCUUUUCAUGCAACGACGGUUACGAUUGGCACACCUUGGACGUCGGUGGCUACUGCGUUUCCGGAGCUGCCAUCAACGCAAGCGAGGCCACAUCCGCGUCCAUGAUUUCUGCCACAGCGGCUUCUGAGGCAUCGGCUUUGGCAACUUCGCUUGCUUCGAUCGAGGCGUCGGUGAUUGCGGCUUCGCUGGAUGCGUUGAACGGCAAGGGCGGCGACUCGGAUGUCCUUCCUAUCGCGGUUGGUGCGGCGGUUGGUGGCGUCGCAUUCAUUGUUCUUAUUCUUGUACUGGUGCUGGUUUUGCGUCGCCGCUCCUCUCGCUCGCGACAAAGCAUUGCCCCGAUCCUCCCCACUGCUGCAAAGAAUACGCAGGAUGCCAAAUCCUCCAAGAACGACAUUCCGUUGCGCAGCGUUUCCUCGGCGUACAUCUACAGCAAUGGCGAUCCAAUCUACUCGUCGGUUGGGCAAGAUGGCGGCGUUUACUCGAAUCCAGCGCAGGCCAAAGCACCCCAGCUCGACAACCAGUACGACAACCAGGCCCAUGCGCCAUCCCCGUACGCACACUACGACAACAGCAACCAAGGUGGGAACAAACCUUCUUCGACCACCACAACCGCUGCUGCCCCGACUUCCCAGACGAGCCCUGCCAAUCAGUAUGACACUUUGGAGGUGAAUGUCAUCGCCCCAUUGGCUGCCAAGAGCCCGAUCCCCGUAAUUCCAACGGAAGAAGCCGAGGAGACUGCAGCUCCGGAGGCUGGUUCCGGGACGACGCUGCGCGUGUACGAGCAUCCCGGACCUGCAGCAACGGCCUUGCGGAAGGGUCUCAUUCUCGGCAGCACUCUCGGGUCUGGCGAGUUUGGCGUGGUCAUGCGAGGCUCUCUUGCGGUGGAACUCGUGCCUCGAGAUGCGCAGUAUCUGAUUCGCGAUCGCACUCGCCAGCAGCUGGACGUUGCGGUCAAGCUGCUCAAGGACGGCGCUUCUGAAAAGGCGCGCAAAGAGUUUGUGGAGGAGGCCCGCAUGGUCAUGCAGUUCAACAGCCGCUUUGUUGUGCGCGCGAUUGGCGCCGUCAUGGAAAGCGAUCCGUUCAUGUGCAUUCUGGAGCGCGUUCCGUUUGGAGAUCUCCGUGAUGUGCUGCAAAAGUCUGCACACGCCUCGAUGCACUGGAGCCACGCAGAGUUUGCUCACACGCUGCAGCAAGUCGCGUCUGGCCUCGAGUAUCUCGAGUCCAUUCGAUUCGUCCAUCGCGAUGUUGCCGCGCGAAACUGCUUGGUCGGCGCAGAGUUGACUGUUAAAAUCUCCGAUUUCGGGCUUUCGCGCGUGCUUGCCGAAGAGCAAGAUUACUAUCACAUGGAAACGCGUGGCCGCCUUCCCGCCAAGUGGAUGGCUCCAGAGUCGCUGUCCUUCCGCAAGUUUACCCACCAAAGCGACGUCUGGUCGUUCGCCGUUCUCGCUUGGGAGGCAUACUCGUACGGCGCGUCGCCAUUCAGCCAGCUUCAAGCUCGAGAUGUGUUGGCGCACCUCGAGGCUGGGCAGCGUUUGGAACGACCCGCCGCGUGCCCCGAGGACAUGUAUCAACAUCUUCUCCGCUGCUGGUCCAUCACUCCUGCGGAUCGCCCCAAGUUUACCGAGCUGAAGGGAAUUUUUGCAGCUGGCGCCGCAGGCCAUUCCAUUCGUGAUAUUGGUGGGCUGCUCAUGUAA
Messenger RNA from Capsaspora owczarzaki ATCC 30864, 3225 nucleotides. RefSeq names its product protein tyrosine kinase. Gene Ontology annotation, cellular component: signaling receptor complex. NCBI's taxonomy places the organism in Eukaryota, Filasterea, Ministeriida, Capsasporidae. Gene Ontology annotation, molecular function: transmembrane receptor protein tyrosine kinase activity; ATP binding; protein binding. The transcript has 19 exons. Bases 1 to 3225 code for a protein of 1074 amino acids. The record is from RefSeq and is a predicted model, not a curated record. Gene Ontology annotation, biological process: cell surface receptor protein tyrosine kinase signaling pathway; positive regulation of kinase activity; multicellular organism development.